This is a messenger RNA of Letharia lupina, 4041 nucleotides long. RefSeq lists its product as uncharacterized. The record is from RefSeq and is a predicted model, not a curated record. Gene Ontology annotation, molecular function: hexosyltransferase activity. NCBI's taxonomy places the organism in Eukaryota, Fungi, Ascomycota, Lecanoromycetes, Lecanorales, Parmeliaceae. The coding region runs from base 1 to 4041 and encodes 1346 amino acids. The transcript is spliced from 15 exons.
AUGGCCGAUCUUUACCCAUCCAUAACACAGACUGCUGUCCUCGCGACAGCACUGAAGGUUCUCCUUUGGCCCGCAUACAAAUCCACAGACUUCGAGGUCCACCGCAAUUGGCUUGCUAUCACUAACUCAUUGCCGGUCAAGGAUUGGUACUAUGAAACAACUUCCGAGUGGACACUCGACUACCCCCCCUUCUUUGCCUACUUCGAAUGGCUCCUCUCCCAGGCUGCCUACUAUGUGGACCCUGCCAUGCUGGAGAUUGAUAAUCUGCAGUAUCAAAAUUGGCAGACCUAUAAUGGCUUCCUGUACGGCAUCCUCAUACUCUCCAUGGUCUCGGCUCGAAAGCAGUCCACCAUGCUGCUCGGGGGACUUUUGUUUGCCGCACUACUCUGCUUCAAGCACAUAUAUCUCUAUCUCGCGCCCGCGUACUUUAUGUAUCUGCUGCGAGCAUACUGCCUGAGCCAAAAGUCAAUGUUUCGAAUCCGCUUUGGCAACUGCGUCAAGCUGGCGUCAGGACUUGUCAGUAUUUUUGGGGCCGCUUUUGGACCCUUUUGGUACCUGGCCCAAGAGGAUCAAGUCUUAAGCCGACUGUUUCCGUUCUCACGGGGAUUGUGUCAUGCUUACUGGGCGCCCAAUGUGUGGGCUAUGUACUCGUUCACUGAUAGGGUUCUCAUCUACGUCGCGCCGAAGGUGGGGUUGCCAGUCGAUCAAGCUGCGCUGAACAGCGUCACCCGAGGACUCGUUGGAGACUCCUCUUUUGCAGUCCUCCCCAACAUAUCACCCAAGACUACCUUCCUCCUAACUUUGUUCUUCCAAACACUAUGUCUGGUUAAGCUCUUCUUCCAGCCAACGUGGGAGACCUUCGUCGGAGCUGUGACUCUGUGUGGCUACGCAUCCUUCCUCUUUGGAUGGCAUGUCCACGAAAAGGCCAUCCUUUUGGGGCGGUUCCUCUUCCGCCUAUCCGACAGAAUGGUUCUUUUCAAGCGAAAACCCGUUCAAUACGCUGCGCUGCCUACAUACAUUACGGAUGACUCCGAGGUUUGGUCCAUAGAAGAAACGGGCGAGGUUUUCACCAGUUAUGAGGAAUACUUGAAACGUAUCGAUUACUAUAAGCAAAAGCGUUUCGUCUGCGAAAUCACGGGACAUUCGGGACUAAGUUUCAAGGAAGCACUCAGGAGUGAGCUGGAUGCCUCGGAUGAGGUUGACGACGAGUUCCCUGAUGCAUUGAGGGAGCCGAUCCUGCGAAAAGUACAGUUCCAACAAAUAUCAAGGAUAGAUAACCUAGUUGACUAUACCUACGAGGAGUUUAAGCGGGAUUUCUACCCAGGGGAAAUUGUCACAAUCACACUUGGUGAAGAUCGUUUUACUGGCUUCAUCCGUGAAAAGACCAAGUUCCCUGAGCUAGCUCGGCCAGAUGGCACCCUAGAGCGGAAAGCGUAUGCACGAUAUUUUUGCUAUCUUGACGAAAGACAAGGUGAGGAAGCACUGGUCGAUGAAGACCAGAUUGCCCGUGAACGAAAGACCUUCACCAAGCAGAGGCUUCGAUCGUUUCUGAAGAAUAGCGUCACACGUGAGGCAUGGACAGGAGCACCUUGGCUUGUCAAACCAAGACUCGCUGAGGAGUACCGAAUCACCACAACUAUCCCCGACUGGCUUACCCAUGACCACCAAUCAAAACAGAGAAAAAUCAACCCUUCCUCUGGCAAAAAAGGUGAAUACGAAGGUCUCACCCUUAAUCUAUACGGUGCUCGCCACAGCCUUCCAUUGCUCAAACCGAAGGGAAGCAAAGGCAAGAAUGCUCAGGAUGACAUGCAGCGUUGGAGGCAGGAACAAUAUGCUGAAUAUCAACGCUCUACAGUUAGCAACCCGGAUUUCAGGAUUGCACCGCAAGGCCAGCCAACUCAAUUUAACCAAUUCCAAGCCGGACCUCCACAUGGGUUUCGCAUGGUCCAGGGUUUUCAACCAAUCGCCGCCAAAGGUCAGCCAAAGCCUACACCACCACCGCCUCCACCGAAGUACCCCAUCGAGGACCUUGAGAUACCUCCUGUUCGUGAUGGGACUCAUCGCCCGCCACUCAAGUUUCUCUCAGAGAGCACUCCAAGUCUCAACAGAGUGUCUGAAGGCGCUGGAAGUGGUAUAGCGAUGGAAUCUGUCGGGCUACUUUUAGAGACCUGGGACACCUUAAAUGUCUACUGCGAAGUUUUUCAGCUUGACUCUUUUACGUUCGAUGACUACGUCGAAGCUUUGCGAAUUACGUCUGAAGACGUUCAUUGUGAGCUUCUCGUAGAGAUACAUUGCGCCGUGCUCAAGAAGCUGGUGAAUGACUCAAACGACAAGAAUGGCCAGGUUCAGAUCUCACUGCCAUACCAAGUCGAAAGCGAGGAAGAAGAAUCCGUCCAGGAAAGUAGCGCUCAACCCUCGCCUACACCAGAGCCUGAAAUUAAACCGCCAGCGCGAUCUACGCGCGGUAGUCUUGCAAAAUCGGAAGCGGCAGAGCUGAAGCAAGCUGCCAACGGGAACGAAGCGUCCCCCGCCAACGUGAAAGUCCACCGAGCGGUAGAGAUGGAUCAUUCAAUGCGGGGCUACGACUGGAAAAUGCGACUUCGAAAGCGUGACUUCUCCAGUGGUCACUGGGUAGUGAUCGUUGUAGGUCUUCUGAAUCAGCUAUCGAGUAGUCCUCGCCUCACGGAAAGCUGCAAUGAGAUCUUGAGGCACUUAGCCCCUCUCGAUAAGGACGCAACGCCAGAAAUUGCGUCUGCGCAGUAUCAAACCCUUGAUAUCAACCUUCGCACCCGGAUACUUCAGAUCCUUUGUAUGAAGUCCGUGGAAACCAAAGCGAUCCGACAGUACAUGGAGGACUGCAGCGCCCAGAUGACAGAGCAUCGAAAAGAGAAAAACGAAGUUCAAAGAAGUCGUAAAGCAGCAGUGGAAGAGCUACGGGUGUUACAUGAAGAGCGUAAGACUUUGCAACCAGAAAGCAUUUCAGCAUCUCCUCCCGCAGAACUUGAGGAACUAUCAGAGUUGAAAAUGGAACCAGAUGAGGAAGAGCCUGCAGACGAGGAUGAAGUCAUGGACUCCGACGAGGAGGAACCUCAUCAAGGACGCACCCUCCGUCGAGCUAACGAUAGAGCGGCAGCACGCAAAAAAAAGCAGAGAGAAGAAAAGGAGAGGAAAGAAACGGCGCAAGCUGAGAAGGCAAAGAAGCCGUCAAAGCAGGAGAAGCAAUAUGACAAAGUAUUAAAAAAGAUCGAAGAGGUGAAGGAGAAGAUUAAGGAGUUCGAAGAAGAAGUUCACACUCUCGAAAACGACCUUCGGGAAGCCGAUUGCCCCAGAACUAGAGUACUUGGAAAAGAUCGCUUCUGGAACCGCUACUACUGGAUGGAACGCAACGCCAUGCCAUAUGCUGGCCUACCCGAUAGCUCCACUGCCGACGCUGGAUACGCAAACGGAUGUCUAUGGGUACAGGGACCCGACGAUCUUGAACGUGAAGGUUUUAUAGAAUUGUCUCCGGCCGAGAACGAGCAAUACCGGCGAGCGUUCCAGAUGACAGUACCAGAACGAAAGAUGAUUGAGGAGGGCGAUACUCAUACCUUCACCGCCAGACAGUGGGGCUAUUACGACGACCCCGACCGUUUCGAUAUGCUCAUCGGAUGGCUCGAUGUUCGCGGGGUACGCGAACUCAAACUUCGCAAGGAACUUCAAGCCCAGAGAGAAAAGAUCUGCCUUCACAUGACGAAACGUCAUGAGUAUUUGAGCAUGGACGAGAAGAAGUCCGAAGCCAGCGAGCCUACGACGAGAGUAUCAACGCGCACCAAGACAUAUGUAGACUCAACCGGCCACCGAUGCUUAGCGUGGAAGAACAACACUGCCAUCACCGAGAUCGGCCACCUUCACUCGGAACCAAAGCCGCCAGCAUACAAGAAGCAAAAGGGAGUAGCUCAAAAGAAAGCUCUCAUCGUCGAGGAGGAGGAGCCCCGGCAAACACGCGCCACUAAUCGUCAAGGCAAGGUGCCAACUCGUCAAGGGACCCGAUACAACUUCUAA